Echinops telfairi (small Madagascar hedgehog) is the source of this 4076-nucleotide messenger RNA. It is a transcript of the gene MID1, whose product is annotated as midline 1. The transcript has 10 exons. The coding region runs from base 126 to 2129 and encodes 667 amino acids. Lineage: Eukaryota; Metazoa; Chordata; Mammalia; Afrosoricida; Tenrecidae. The record is from RefSeq and is a predicted model, not a curated record. Gene Ontology annotation, molecular function: zinc ion binding; protein binding.
CGUUUCUUGGGUCCUCUGCCUCUGCCUACGGCGAUGUUUCUUCAAAAAGAACUAGGGUGCAGCCCAUUGAUAGCUGACCAGCUUCCGGGGAUCUUGCUGAUGACACAGGAGAGUUUCGCCUGAAGAUGGAAACACUGGAGUCGGAACUGACCUGCCCUAUCUGCCUGGAGCUCUUUGAGGACCCUCUCCUGCUGCCCUGCGCACACAGCCUCUGCUUCAACUGUGCCCACCGCAUCCUGGUGUCACACUGUGCCACCAACGAGCCUGUGGAGUCCAUCACCGCCUUCCAGUGCCCCACCUGCCGGCAUGUCAUCACCCUCAGCCAGCGAGGUCUAGACGGGCUCAAGCGCAACGUCACUCUGCAGAACAUCAUCGACAGAUUCCAGAAGGCAUCUGUGAGCGGCCCCAACUCCCCCAGUGAGACCCGCCGCGAGCGGGCUUUUGACGGCAACACCAUGACCUCCGCGGAGAAGGUUCUCUGCCAGUUCUGUGACCAGGAGCCUGCCCAGGACGCUGUGAAGACCUGUGUCACUUGCGAAGUGUCCUACUGUGACGAGUGCCUGAAAGCCACUCACCCCAACAAGAAGCCCUUUACCGGCCAUCGCCUGAUUGAGCCCAUUCCCGACUCCCACCUGCGGGGGCUGAUGUGCCUGGAGCACGAGGAGGAGAAGGUGAACAUGUACUGUGUGACCGAUGACCAGCUGAUCUGUGCCUUGUGUAAACUGGUCGGGCGGCACCGGGAUCAUCAGGUGGCAGCUUUGAGUGAGCGCUAUGACAAAUUGAAGCAAAACUUGGAGAGUAACCUCACCAACCUUAUCAAGAGGAACACGGAACUGGAAACUCUGUUGGCCAAACUCAUCCAAACCUGCCAGCACGUUGAGGUGAAUGCAUCGCGUCAAGAAGCCAAGCUGAUGGAAGAGUGUGAUCUUCUCAUUGAGAUCAUUCAGCAAAGACGACAAAUUAUUGGAACCAAGAUCAAAGAAGGAAAGGUGGUGAGGCUCCGGAAACUGGCGCAGCAGAUCGCCAACUGCAAGCAAUGCAUCGAGCGCUCGGCGUCGCUCAUCUCCCAGGCGGAGCAUUCUCUGAAGGAGAACGACCAUGCUCGCUUCCUGCAGACAGCGAAGAAUAUCACUGAGAGAGUCUCCAUGGCAACUGCUUCCUCCCAGGUUUUAAUUCCUGAAAUCAACCUCAAUGACACAUUUGAUACGUUUGCCUUAGACUUUUCACGAGAGAAGAAAUUGCUAGAAUGUCUGGAUUACCUUACAGCUCCCAACCCUCCCACCAUUCGAGAAGAGCUCUGCACGGCUUCCUACGACACCAUCACUGUCCACUGGACCUCUGACGAUGAGUUCAGCGUGGUCUCCUAUGAGCUGCAGUACACCAUCUUUACUGGACAAGCCAAUGUCGUCAGUCUGUGCAAUUCGGCUGAUAGCUGGAUGAUCGUGCCCAACAUCAAGCAGAACCACUACACGGUGCAUGGUCUGCAAAGCGGCACCAAGUACAUCUUCAUUGUCAAGGCCAUCAACCAGGCAGGCAGCCGCAGCAGUGAGCCUGGGAAGCUGAAGACGAACAGCCAACCAUUUAAACUGGACCCCAAGUCUGCCCACCGGAAACUGAAGGUGUCCCAUGAUAACUUGACAGUGGAACGUGAUGAGUCAUCAUCCAAAAAGAGUCACACGCCUGAGCGCUUCACCAGCCAAGGGAGCUAUGGCGUAGCUGGAAAUGUGUUCAUUGAUAGUGGCCGCCAUUACUGGGAAGUGGUCAUAAGUGGAAGCACAUGGUACGCCAUUGGCCUGGCCUACAAGUCGGCCCCAAAGCACGAGUGGAUCGGGAAGAACUCGGCUUCCUGGGCGCUGUGCCGCUGCAACAAUAACUGGGUGGUAAGACACAACAGUAAAGAGAUCCCCAUCGAGCCAGCUCCUCAUCUGCGGCGCGUCGGCAUCCUGCUGGACUACGACAACGGCUCCGUCGCCUUUUACGAUGCGUUGAACUCCAUCCACCUCUACACCUUCGACAUCGCCUUUGCACAGCCCGUGUGCCCGACCUUCACCGUGUGGAACAAAUGCUUGACCAUUAUAACUGGCCUUCCGAUUCCAGAUCACUUGGACUGCACGGAGCAACUGCCGUGAGCCUGGGGCUGCGCGGAGCAGCUGUCGGGGGCAGGAAAGGAUAUGUGGUCACCCUGUAGGGGACUGAGAUAGCCCAGGCUUUGAGAGGGUGACAAAAAUCUCACCAAAAAGUGUCCCAAACUUGGCUCCGAUAGGUCUGAACACGGGCACCUCCCCUCCUUUCACUGUGUCUUGUAUGAAGCACGGGCUUUAAUAAUUUUUUCAAAAUUUUUUUGGUGUGUAUGUGUGUGUAUUUACAGGAAAAUUUAUAGAUUAUUUAUAAAAGAAACCGAAUUGAUUACAACUCUUAGGAAUUCUUGGGGUUUGCACAGUCAGAAGCCCGUUUGCAUCCUGGUCUAUGGGCUGGAGGAGGGCAAACCUCCUUUGUAGUCGUGGGUGUUCAUUCAUAAGAUGUCAUCGGCAUCUCAGGAGAGAGACUGUCACCGCAACAGUGCUCCUCCAGCCCAGAAUAUGAUGCCAUUCUCAAAAACGGAGAAAAAAAAAAAGCCUUUCAAGUCCCUGGGUGGUGCAGUUAAGACCUCAGCUGCUAACCGAAGGGCUGCAGGUUCAAGUCCACUCAGUGUUGCCUCCAGAGGAAAGCCCGGAGAUGUACUUCUGAAAGGUCACAGCCUUUGAAAACCCGUGCAGCACAAUUCUCUUCUGAUGCACACGGGGCUGCCAUGAGUUGGUGUAGGACAGUGAAAAGGCUUCCUUGCUCCAGUUCGUUUUGAAGUAUUUAAACUGCAAAAGUCCAAAAUGUGUAUUGGAUCCACUAAAAUGCAGAGCAAGGGUGGCAGGAGGUAACUCCGGAGAAUGGAGCGCCCACUGCUAAGUCUGUAGUGUUGCCAGCCGGUGGGAUAAGGUUGGAGAGAAAGGUGCUGAAACCUUGGACUGUAUCUUGCCCUUCUCCCAGGGUGGAGGAUUCUGGGAGAACAUUAGGAAUGAGAUUGCAGUGAAAAGGAAUCGCUGAAUCCUGAUUACUCAACAAUUCCGACCAACUGUGUUUGAUUCAGAAAUAGGAUUCUGCGUCAAGAUAUUCAAAUAGUAUUUUUGCCCUUCCUUUUAAUACCUUGCUUUAGGAUUGUGAAAUGGCUUCUUUGCGUUUACUAAUUGCCCUGCCACCCUUUCCAAAUGCUUUUUCGUUUGUCUCUGUAGCUGAGGAAAGAAACUUGUUCCGUCACCAAGGAAGCCCCUUUUGGGCUGGAGCUUGCUCUCCAGUACGUCAGCACGUGGCACUGAUCACCACGAGCACGUCCAAAUCUAAGUCACCCGAAAAACACUUCCUAUUUAUGAGUUCAUAAUGACGAGGGACGUGGUAGAAAGUACUGUUAACUAGAGCCCAUGCCUCAAACGUUAUUAUAAACAGACUUUUAUGAAAUCUGUCUUGAAAGAUGUAGAAGUCUCUCAGUAUCCUAGUAUAGUUUAUCAUAGAGUUGUAAGAGAAGAAAAACUGGCUGUUCUCACACACAAUCGAAUAGAACCUGCUAAUAAUAAAGUGUCACAUGGGAUUUUUUUUCACUUGCUUGUCUGACACUUGGAAAUGGUCCGUGAAUUCAGCCUUUCCAAAAGUGGCCCUUAGAGUGAGACUCUGGCAUUGAUUUAACCAGAAGGGACAGUAGAACUAUUGCAAAACUACUUAUCUGGGCUACUGGGUCAGCCAUUGUGAUUGAACAGACGGAUGGGUUUAAAGCAUGGUUUCGAAUAAUUUUUAUUUUUUCACCAAAUUGUCCAGUUGUUUCCUGAAGUAAAUCUAUAGACCCGUCGUUUCAGUCUCACAUUGUCAAGUGGCCAAAGCUUUUGUGAAGGCGAAUCUGGAAUUCAUAGAAGCCUGCCGGCUUACUGUGUCUUCUACCUUCUCCACUUGCUGAUACCCCCUUUUCUUAACAAAUAGAUUCUAUAUAUUUACUCUAUUAUUUAUACCCAGAUGGAUAUUUUGAUAGCUACUUCAGACAAUUUCACUUCUGAACA